Selaginella moellendorffii is the source of this 1865-nucleotide messenger RNA. RefSeq names its product polyamine oxidase. Lineage: Eukaryota; Viridiplantae; Streptophyta; Lycopodiopsida; Selaginellales; Selaginellaceae. The transcript is spliced from 10 exons. Gene Ontology annotation, molecular function: oxidoreductase activity. The coding region runs from base 135 to 1772 and encodes 545 amino acids. The record is from RefSeq and is a predicted model, not a curated record.
AAAUGGUUUAUUCGUACAGUUUCUGUACAACGAUCCUAUCAAUAUGCAAGGAUGUUGCUUCUUCAUUCAGACAAUCUGUAAUUUAGUUUUCUGUGCAGCUUGCAGCGGCAAGCAGCGGAGAGGCAGCAGUGGCCAUGGCUCGUUCUUUGCUAUCUACAUUUCUUCUCGUCGCGUUGCUAGCACUGCUACUCGAUGCUGCCGUUGCUGCUGCUGCUGCUGCUCGAAGGCUUGCUACUGAUCCAAAGCCAUCGCCGUCAUCGGUUAUUAUUGUUGGGGCCGGCAUGGCAGGUGUUAUGGCUGCGAAGACACUGUCCGAAGCUGGAGUGAAGGAUUUUGUUAUUCUCGAGGCGACGGAGGUCAUCGGGGGGCGAAUGCGGGAGGCGGACUUUGCAGGGAAGCGGAUCGAGCUGGGAGCAAACUGGGUGGAAGGAGUGAACAAGACCACCACGAAUCCCAUCUGGAAGCUUGCAAACCAGUACAAGCUCCGGACGUUCUACUCUAACUUUGACAAUCUCAGUCACAACAUCUACACUCAGAAUGGACAUCUUCAAAACAAGCUGGGAGAAAAUCUCAUGAGCAAGUCCGACGAUUCUAGCGAUUUCGUUGAUGAGCUCGGGCUGAGCAAGAGCGAAAGCAAUGCCCCGGAUAUGUCUGUUUUGUCCGCACAGAAACUUCACGGAGUUUUUCCAAAGACUCCUGUCGAGAUGGUUCUCGACUAUUACAACUACGACUACGAAUUUGCAGAGCCACCAAGUGUCACGAGCUUGAAAAACACACAGCCUAAUCCUACGUUUCAUAAUUUUGGCGACGACAAUUACCUUGUUGCUGACCAGCGUGGUUACUCGUACCUCGUUCAGAAACUAGCCGAGGAGUUCCUUGCCAACAAGAACGGCAAAAUUACCGAUCCCAGGCUUCAGCUUAACAAGGUUGUCCGCCAAAUCAAGUACUCUAAAACAGGAGUGACUGCAACCACUGAAGACGGCAAAGUCUACAACUCAAAGUACAUCAUCGUGACGGUCAGUCUGGGAGUUCUUCAGAGCGACCUUAUCAAGUUCAACCCUGGUUUACCGGACUGGAAACGUGAAGCUUUGAGCGAGUUUGACAUGGCUGUUUACACCAAGAUCUUUCUCAAGUUCCCCUACAAGUUCUGGCCUUCAAACGGACCACUGACCGAGUUCUUCCUCUAUGCCGACGAGAGACGCGGGUACUAUCCAAUAUGGCAACAUUUGGAGAACGAGUACCCAGGGGCAAAUGUCAUGUUCGUCACCGUCACGGACUACGAAUCCCGCCGCAUUGAGCAACAACCCAACAAUGAAACCAUAGCCGAGAUCCACGAAGUGCUUAAGUCGAUGUUUGGACCGUCGGUGCCCAAGCCAACUGAUAUCCUGGUACCGAGAUGGUGGUCCAACAGGUUCUUCGUCGGCUCCUUCUCCAACUGGCCCAUUGGUGUGGAAGCUUUCGAGUUUGAGAGGAUCCAAGCGCCGCUCAGCCACACUCUCUACUUCGCUGGAGAGCACACGCAUGAGCACUACAAUGGCUACGUCCACGGUGCUUACUACAGCGGGAUCGACGCUGCGAACAAACUCCUGGACUGCAUGAAGAAGAACAAGUGCGUGGACAAAGUACCAAAGGCACCGGCGCACAGAACCGGAGAGAAGAGGAGACGAAACAUGGAGAGCGCGGAAGCAAGCGUUGUCAAGGAGCGGGAUUUGUCCAGGCGAGAGUGGGAUAAGCAGCUCCAUGGAAUAUUAGCGGUCAAUUCAGCUCAUUGAAUUCAUUGAUAGCUCCAUUCUUGGAGCUGGCCAUGUAAACAAAAAAUGAAUGAAUGAUGUGGCAAACGAUAGUGAUAAAAACAAUUUUUUGUA